UUGGAGCUUUCUGGAAGCAGGCGUUCCUUUCUGUAGCUGUCCUAGCCCGAGCAGUGCUAACUCUCUGCCGGCGAGACUUUUUAACUUGACUCCGCUGGUUGUACUGCCUCACCAUGGCUGCCGUUAAAGCACUGAACCCCAAAGCAGAGGUGGCCAGAGCGCAGGCCGCCCUGGCGGUGAACAUUAGUGCCGCCCGGGGGCUCCAGGACGUGCUGAAGAGCAAUCUGGGACCGAAGGGGACCAUGAAAAUGCUGGUGUCUGGUGCGGGAGACAUAAAGCUGACCAAAGAUGGAAAUGUCCUGCUGCACGAGAUGCAAAUUCAACACCCAACAGCGUCACUGAUUGCUAAAGUAGCCACGGCGCAGGAUGACAUCACGGGGGACGGUACCACCUCCAACGUGCUCAUCAUCGGCGAGCUGCUGAAGCAGGCCGACCUCUACGUCUCAGAGGGUCUUCAUCCACGAAUAAUUGCCGAAGGCUUCGAGGCAGCAAAAGAGAAAGCCCUGGCUGUGUUGGAGGAACUGAAAGUCACCCGGGAAAUGGACAGAGAGACGCUCAUCAACGUUGCCCGAACUUCUCUCAGGACCAAGGUCCACACAGAGCUGGCAGACCUGCUCACUGAGGCUGUAGUAGACGCUGUGCUCGCCAUCUCUAAACCCAAUGAGCCCAUCGACCUUUACAUGGUGGAAAUCAUGGAAAUGAAGCAUAAGACUGAGAGCGACACACAGCUGAUCAAAGGGUUGGUGCUGGACCACGGUGCCAGACAUCCAGACAUGAAGAAGAGGGUGGAGGACGCUUACGUUCUGACCUGCAACAUCUCCCUGGAGUACGAGAAGACAGAGGUCAACUCUGGCUUCUUCUACAAGAGCGCCGGGGAGAGAGAGAAGCUUGUGGCUGCAGAGAGGAAGUUCAUCGAGGAGCGGGUGCAGAAGAUCAUCGCCCUCAAGAAGAAAGUCUGUCCCAACGACGACAAGGGAUUCAUCGUCAUAAACCAGAAGGGCAUCGAUCCCUUCUCCCUGGAUGCUCUGGCCAAGGAAGGAAUAGUGGCCCUGCGCAGAGCCAAGAGGAGGAACAUGGAGAGGCUCACUCUUGCGUGCGGCGGCAUCGCCAUGAACUCUGUUGAUGACCUGACACCAGAGUGCUUGGGUCAUGCUGGGCUGGUUUAUGAACACACAUUAGGGGAGGAGAAGUUCACGUUCGUUGAGAAGUGCGGGAACCCUCGCUCCGUGACGCUGCUGGUGAAGGGUCCCAACAAGCACACCCUGACACAGAUCAAAGACGCCGUGAGGGAUGGUCUGCGAGCCGUCAAGAACGCCAUCGAAGAUGGGUGCGUUGUGUCGGGUGCCGGUGCGGUGGAAGUUGCUCUGGCAGACGCUCUGGUAAAACACAAGCCCAACGUGAAAGGCCGAGCUCAGCUGGGAGUCCAGGCAUUCGCAGACGCUCUUCUAGUCAUCCCUAAGGUCUUGGCCCACAACUCUGGCUAUGACCCUCAGGAGACCCUGCUGAAGCUGCAGACAGAGUACAAAGAGUCUGGUCAGCUAGUUGGAGUCGACCUCAGCACAGGGGAGCCGAUGGUGGCGGGAGAAGCCGGUGUUUGGGACAACUACUGUGUGAAAAAACAGCUUCUCCAUUCAUGCACGGUGAUCGCCAGCAACAUCCUGUUGGUUGACGAGAUCAUGCGAGCUGGCAUGUCUUCUCUGAAAGGUUAAAGAGCAGCUGUAAUUGUGCUCCAGUGAUGUUUACCUACGGUUCAGCUCGCAGCAGUCUGAAGCACCCCAGUCGAUGGCCAGCCUACUGAGCAAACCCGCGGCGGCCAUCUUAGCAUCAGUUAGAAAUCAUCGUUCACCUGCUCAUGGUUUUUUCAUGAUUUUUGCCCCCUCUCUAGAACGAUUGGUUUUAUUUAUGCGAUUUUGUUAAAAGCACUGACCUCUGCAGUUCUGUUUCUACCCAUUAAAAAAGUUCUUGGCUUGAAA
Messenger RNA from Fundulus heteroclitus (mummichog), 1973 nucleotides. RefSeq names its product chaperonin containing TCP1, subunit 6A (zeta 1) (gene cct6a). The transcript is spliced from 13 exons. Gene Ontology annotation, cellular component: chaperonin-containing T-complex. Gene Ontology annotation, molecular function: ATP hydrolysis activity; ATP-dependent protein folding chaperone; ATP binding. Gene Ontology annotation, biological process: protein folding. Lineage: Eukaryota; Metazoa; Chordata; Actinopteri; Cyprinodontiformes; Fundulidae. The record is from RefSeq and is a predicted model, not a curated record. The coding region runs from base 114 to 1709 and encodes 531 amino acids.